UGACAAAAAAUUGUUGCAAAAUAUUGCAGUUAACUAACAAGACCGUAUUGUGGUGCUUAUUAAUUCAUGUGUGGUGCUGUGGAAACUUACAUCACUAAAUAGGUUUGAUACUGUUACGGCCAUUUAAAUAACGUUCAUCAACAACGGAGCUGAAGAGCAGUCUUGAACGCGACUUGACGGUGACUGUUUAUGUUACGAUGGUGACUGUAGUGGAGCUGCUGAGCCUCCUGUUGGUGUCAGUGCUGUGGGGGUGCACCAACCCUUUCCUCAAGAGAGGCGCAGAGGGGAUAGAAAAUGUGCAACACAGCAACAGAGUCUCACAAGUGCUGGCUGAGGUCAAGUUUCUGUUUCUAAACCUCAAGUACCUGGUCCCAUUUCUCCUGAACCAGAGUGGCUGUUUGGUGUACUAUUACACACUUUCCACCACAGAGUUAUCGCUUGCUGUUCCUGUGGCCAACUCUCUCACCUUCCUCUGGACCCUGCUCACUGGCAAGUUUCUGGGUGAGGAGUUCGGAGGCAAACAGGCUGUCGCAGGAAUGUUCCUCACCAUGGCUGGCAUCACUCUGUGUGUUAUAAGCUCCAUUGAUGGCGAAGACACUGGGACGCAGAAUAUGACCCAGACUGCACAGAGAUGAAGAAUGAAACAAAUUCUCCUGUACCUCCAAGUGAUUCCUUAGCAGGGGAGGAAGGAAGGACCAGAGGGGGCAAUUUAGAUUCAGACAGCGGCUCCUUAGAGCAAUGUUUCUGGUGGGAGAAUUGUGCCUAAAUCAAUGCGAGCUUCAAAAGACCUGUCCAGAAACUCUUACACCAAGUUGAAGGGGAAGUGGGUUCAUCUAGGGUUCACCUCAAGGCUAGACUAGAUUUAUGGCGCUUGAAUAGAAGUUGGUGGUUGUUAACUUUUUCUUUUAAGCGUCCUGCUGCCCCACCAUGUGACUGGCAUCUGCAUAAAGGCUAUAGAGACCACAUACAAAUAAGGCUGGCGUUUGAAAUGGACCGGCUAGAUCUAACCUCCUGGUUUUACAGGGACAUUUUACUGCGGCUGCCUUCUGUCCACUGUGGUGUGUUUGGGGAAGAGCAGAACAGAGGAGAGGAGAGGACAAAUGGCUGUUUAGCUCGAGGAUAAAGCUGUUUUUCAUUUACUUGUUUUCCCCGCUGCCUUGUACACAUGAUAUAUUACUGAGGUAGAUACACCACUGCUACUUUCUUAAAUAGGAACUUUAGUAUUUUUUCAACCUGGACUUUAUUUUGCCAUGUUUGACAAAUGUGAACAACAAUUUUUUAAUAGUCCAGUACUGAGAGUGAGGGCUGCAGCUGACAGCGGCGAAACAGGCUGCAAUCUAAUGUUAAUGGACAACUAUAUACCGUCAAUGUACGUUCAGUCAAAGUGCUUGUUUUUGCCACUGACUGGCUCGGAUUGUUAUUUUAAGCGCCUGACAACAUUAUGGAAAGGAUCCCUACAGAGGCUGACCUUUCUUCUAAAAUGUAAGAUCCUUUUGUUUAACCCUUUUAGACACUUUUCACGAGCAUUUAAACCAUUGAAACCUGAGCAAAUUAGUUUGGUCUCUUUCAAAGACGUGCUAAAAAGGCGAUGAGCAGCUUGGCAAGAAGUGUCCUGCAAGUUGCAAGAAAACAGUUAAACAUGACAAGAAAAAUAAACUCAAAAGUAAAGAAAGAGAGUGGGAAAAUUUUGAGAAAAUGAUCAUGAAUCUCGGAAAAAAUGCCCCAGAAAUAUGCAUUCAUAAUUCUUAUAAUUGUAUUUUGAAAUUAUAUUACAGAGAGAAAAAUAUAUAUAUAUACUUAAGUCAUUAUACAAUGUUAUUAUGAUCUUAAAGAUGUUGCGAUAUGCUGAGUAUUGCGAUAAAAUAUAUUGUGAUUUAUUCCCUUUUUUCAUCCCCAAAUAAAGUCUCCAAAGGAAAACUUUGUCAACGCCUAUUCUAUCUGGUAAGAUAAAGUUUUCAGUCCGUUCAUCUCACUUAAACCAUUUUUUGCAGCAGCAAAAUGUGUCUGGUGGACUGAAAAGGCAGUUGAUUAUAUUAUUCCAUAUCAUUCAGCUGCAGCCCUUUCAUUUAAUACUGGACCAGUUCCAAAAAUCGUUGUUCCCAUUAGUUAGACACAAAAACAUGGAAAAUAGGGUCCAGGUUAAAAAAAAAAAAAAAGAAGUGUGAAGUCUGACCAGAUCUGCACAGAUUUCAUAACUAACAUUAAUGUACAUAGUAAUAUAUAUUUUUAUUGUCACAGUAUUUAAUUGACACAAAACACUGUACAGAUGACUUUUUAAUUUUGCAUCUAUUCGGCUGAUAUCAAUAAACUGUUGGCAAAACAUGACUCCUCGUGUCACGAUCUCUGUCACAAAUCACAUUUUAAAUUGUCCCAAAAAUAUUGUUUCUUAUGUACAUAUUGUAUAUGGAGUAAAUUGCAUCAUUAAACAUCUACACAUAAUCUGCAUCAGAAUUAUCCCUGUAACACAGGCUGGGCACACUAUCACAAACAGCUGCACAAAACAACGCUAACUUUGGGAAGCGAAUAGUGUCAAACUGUUCAGGUUUGUAGUGUGUUGUAUUUUUAUGAUAGUGUGUCCAUCUCCUGUAGUGUGUGUUCAUAUUUAGUCUGAGCAUCUUCACAUUGUUGACAGUUUUCUAAAAGAAACAACAUAAACAGAUGCUGUUACUUGGCUCAUCACCACAGUUAAAGUACUACCAACAUGGGCGGAUUAGGAAGCAAUGGGCCCCUGGGCACAGACAUGCAGAAGGCCCCACCACCGGUCCUACAUGAGUUACACAGACUCUGUAGUUUAGCCUCUUGUUGUUGUUAAGUCUCUUUGUAGUCAUUCUGAGUCUCUUUGUAGUUGCUUUGCCCCUAUUCAUAGUCGUUGUGUGUCUCUUUUUUGUCCCUUUGCAGCUGUUUUACAUCUCGUUGUAGUCGUUUUGUCUCUGUGGU
Molecule: messenger RNA, 2937 nt
Organism: Epinephelus moara (kelp grouper)
Lineage: Eukaryota; Metazoa; Chordata; Actinopteri; Perciformes; Serranidae
Gene: tmem234
Product: transmembrane protein 234
Exons: 5
Coding region: 198-635 (145 amino acids)
Source: RefSeq, a predicted model, not a curated record